Messenger RNA from Bipolaris victoriae FI3, 1614 nucleotides. RefSeq lists its product as hypothetical. NCBI's taxonomy places the organism in Eukaryota, Fungi, Ascomycota, Dothideomycetes, Pleosporales, Pleosporaceae. Gene Ontology annotation, molecular function: zinc ion binding; RNA polymerase II cis-regulatory region sequence-specific DNA binding; DNA-binding transcription factor activity, RNA polymerase II-specific. Gene Ontology annotation, biological process: regulation of transcription by RNA polymerase II; DNA-templated transcription. The coding region runs from base 1 to 1614 and encodes 537 amino acids. Gene Ontology annotation, cellular component: chromatin. The record is from RefSeq and is a predicted model, not a curated record. The transcript has 5 exons.
AUGUGUGCUAUCGGGGCACUCAUGGGACCUGAGCAAGACGUGGCAACUAUGCUUUCUGCCCAAGUUGAGGAGCUUGUGCAAGCGGACGAGCAAGGCUCCCUCGAUUGUCACAGACUGGAUCGAUAUGAAUACAUCAUGCCACCUUCAGAACAGACUAAGCGAACAUCUCACGCACAUCCCAUAUGGCUACUGCAAACGAAGCUACCCCUCAUUUGGUUUAGGGCGUUCUGUGGAAACCCUUAUGUCGUCACAGAUGCACUAAAGGAAUUUGGAUUUUUAGUAAACGCCUAUUGGGACAGAAUGUCCGACGUUCGGGCCGAUCCGCACUUCGAUAAACACCGGACAUCCCCCUACUCUGACUGGCAUUCAUGGUGUCAGUUUGAACUUACGAAGAGGCUCUUGCACUCCAUAUUCAUACUAAGUAAUUUGUUGACCGCUGCAUAUGGAGCUACGCCUGCUCUUUCAGCCUUCCAGGAUGGCGAUAUCGAGUUACCAUGUCAUGACAACCUCUGGAAUGCGCCAACCGAAGAGCUUUGGAAGGAAAGGAUUUCACUCUCGUUGUAUACCAGGCAGGUAAGCCUCAAAGUUGGUGUGACGCAGUUGAUGGGUGGCGCUCCAAAUGAUCUUUGGAAGAAUGGACCACACAUAUUCUGGUCUCCUUUUGCUGCGGUGGUGAUCAUGUAUGGUAUUUCUAUCCACCUGUGGCAUAAAUCGCAAAUAUUACUGCCCAUCAGUGCUUCGCCACCAUUUGAGCAGACUCAAGACCUGAAGUCUUUGAUCCUGGACGGAGCCGCGGAAGCACUGAGUAGGUGUCACGAGCAUAUUUUGAGAGCGCGAGAUGCGCAGUGUGUUCCUUGGACGGAUUCUGAGGGCCCGUUGUUAUUCAACUGCUGCUCGAUUCUGCGUCUAUGUCAUCUUCGAGCAGUUGCGGACGUUGGAAUUCUGGGCGUGGCACUAUUACAAACCAGCCCACCAGUCAUCACCCAAGCACUGCAUAACUUCAUCUCCACCCCUCCACAGCGGAACGCGAUCGUGGUCAAGGCUAUCAAUAAAACAUUGGAGGGGUUGGUGUUACCAUGCACGAUUGGUGGUAAUUAUUUAUCCAAAAAAACAGCUGCUUUGACUUGGAGCAUCGAAACUGCCAUUCUUUCCGGAACAGCUGUGAGUCUCACCAUUGGUCUCUUUCUCAUGCGAUGGGUGCAUUGGAUGGAAAUGCUUGUCAAAAAGCGUAUCGAGUUGGAGCAGUCGGAAGCCUUGCUCCUAAAUCACAUACGUAACCAUUGUCUCGAGCUUGAAAUAAUUGAAGCUGGGACAAUCUCUUUAGCUGCUGGUAUCGGAAAAUACUAUGCUACCUACUACGACGAUACAUGGGUUUGGAGGAUCACUCCGCGAAUCGCUACCGUAUUGCGAGAGAUGGGUAGCCUUUGCGAGAGUGAAACACGUAUUUCAUCGCCAUUAAACCAUGAUAUCGCUAUUAGUAAUACCCAAUUCACUGCAACCUGGAAAGUCGAGCUGGACUCUGGAAGUCUCAUUCCCAGGCUAGGCCAUUUGGACAAAGCAGAUGUAGGGACUUUUCUCUACAGAGCCAUGUCCUUGAGAUACUUCUGGAGAUGA